CUAGAGUGGUGCUUUUGUUUGGUUUUUCUUUUUUUUUUUUUUAGGUGAGCGUGCUGGUUUAGAUUUUGCAGCCAAAACAGUAACGAUGUCACCUCGUGAUCCAAUACCAAAGACCUUCACAUGACCAAAACCCACAAACACUGGCUACCCCGUGUGAGGCACCUGUGGAGGGUCAGGGCCUGCCUGCAGCCCCCGUGUGAGGCACCUGUGGAGGCACCUCCAUUCAUAUGCGCAAUAAAAAUGGCAGAAACGGCUCCUGAGUCUUCUGAGAAAUUGGUUGUCAUCCACUCCAAAGCUCACAAAGAUACCAUUCUAGCUAACUUUGAAGAACAAAGGAAAAAGGAUUUUCUUUGCGACAUUACCCUAAUAGUGGAGAAUGUGCAGUUCAGAGCCCAUAAAGCUUUGCUUGCCGCCAGCAGCGAAUACUUCUCAAUGAUGUUUGUAGAUGAGGGUGAAAUAGGGCAGUCAAUUUACAUGUUGGAGGGAAUGGUUGCAGACACCUUUGGAGCGCUGCUAGAAUUUAUCUACACCGGUUGCCUCCGUGCCAGUGAAAAAAGCACAGAACAAAUUCUGGCUACUGCACAGCUGCUGAAAGUGAAUGACUUGGUAUGGGCCUGUACAGACUAUCAGGCCAGCCGGAGCCCAAGCAAUGCGUUACCAGCCCCAGCAAACAGCGGAGCCUCUGUAGCCACUCUUGCCAGCGACAGGAAAAAUGAAGAUCUGCCAAAGCGAAAACGAGGGCGGCCGAGGAAAAUCAGGAAUGUCCAAGAAGAAAAAUCAGCUGCAAAUUCUGCCGAAGAUGUGCAGCUGAGAGAGAACAACUCUGUGCAAAAUAAGCAAAAUUUUAUGAAAAAUGACACCGCAGAGGAAGAAACAGUUGUCAGCGAACAGGCUCCAGUGAGGAAAGAUGCAGAAGAAAGUGAACCUGCUUGUGGCUCAGAAGGUGCUGUUGAUCUGUCAGCUGAGAAAGACGAGAAUUAUGAUCCUAAAUCUGAAGGAAUACAGAGCACUCAGAGCCGUUACAGCAAACGUAGAAUAAGGAGAUCAAUCAAACUAAAAGAUUACAAACUUCUCGGGGAUGAGGAUGAAAAAGGACUGGCAAAGAGAACCGAUGGAAAAAGGAAACGUGCAGGUUCUGAAGCUCGCUGUAAGGACUGUGGCAAAGUAUUUAAAUAUAAUCACUUCUUGGCUAUUCAUCAGCGGAGUCAUACAGGGGAACGCCCUUUUAAGUGCAGCGAGUGUGGCAAAGGCUUUUCCCAGAAGCAUUCUCUUCAAGUCCACGAGCGGAUGCACACUGGAGAACGGCCAUACACGUGCACUGUCUGCAGUAAGGCUCUGACAACAAAGCAUUCUCUUCUGGAGCAUAUGAGCCUACAUACAGGGCAGAAGGCUUUUACAUGCGAUCAGUGUGGGAAAUACUUCAGCCAAAAGAGACAGCUCAAGAGCCACUAUCGCGUACACACAGGCCAUUCACUGCCGGAAUGUAACCAGUGUCGUCGCAAAUUCAUGGAUGCAGCUCAGUUAAAGAAACAUCUAAGGACACAUACAGGUGAGAAGCCCUUCACCUGUGAAAUUUGUGGCAAAUCCUUUACAGCUAAAAGCUCUCUUCAGACUCACAUUAGAAUUCACAGAGGAGAAAAGCCAUAUUCUUGUGGUAUAUGUGGAAAAUCCUUCUCCGAUUCCAGUGCUAAGAGAAGACACUGUAUCUUACACACAGGCAAAAAGCCUUUCUCCUGCCCAGAAUGUAGUUUGCAAUUUGCUCGUCUGGACAACCUGAAGUCUCAUUUGAAAAUUCAUAGCAAGGAAAAGCAGUUUCAGGAAGCCAGCGCUGUUCCAAGCACCAACGCUAAUUCAGAAGUGAGAAACAUUCUUCAGCUGCAGCAGUAUCAGCUUGCCACCUCUGGAGGGCAGGAAAUUCAACUACUGGUUACAGAUGCAGUACAUAAUAUAAACUUCAUGCCUGGUCAUAAUCAAGGCAUUAGUAUUGUUACUGCAGAAAAUGCCCCAAAUAUGACAACAGAGCAGGCUGCUAACCUCACGCUGCUUGCUCAGCCACCACAGCAGUUGCAAAACUUGUUGCUUUCAGCUCAGCCGGAGCAAGCGGAACAGAUCCAAAGUAUCAAUAUGAUUGCGAACCAAAUAGAGACUGCCCAACCUGAACAAAUGCGUUCCAAGGAAGCACUUGAACAUCUGCAUGCUCAUCAACAACAAAAUGAAGAAAUCCACUUAGCAGGAUCUUCACAUCCAGCUCAGCAUGUGCAGUUGACUCAGGAAUCAAGUCAGCAGUCUCACUCUAGCCAAGAGACAGUUCCUUCCCAUCAACUUGGUGAAGAACAGAAUCAAAGCGUACACGUUUCUGAAUCCCAUCAGCAGUCUCUAUUGGUAUUUCUCUACCACUUAGUCCAUACCUCAUAAGCAAUUAAUGUGGGUUUUUGUGCCUCAUACACAUCCAUGCCUACUGAGGAGAUAUUUGGCCCCUUAUUUCCAUUUCUGUGUGACUCUGCAGAGAAGUGUACCUUGCUGGCAGAAGAACAGUGUUUAAGAUGUCUGCUGAUCAGAAGGUGUGACUUCUCUGAAGUCAACAUUUCCUGAGGUACUGUCAAGCUUAAGAUAACCAGUGCUUUUUGCAGAGCUUACACCAUAUGUCUUAUGUGUAAUGAGCUUUCCCUCUGCAGGUUAAUGUAUAAUUUCCUAUGCGAUCGUUCCCUUAAUUGUCUUACUGACCUUUAUUACUUACUAUUUAUGAUCUUAUUAGUCCUUAUUGACUACCAAAUUUGUUUGGGUUGGGUUGAAAUUGUUGCAGCCUUUGACUGGCCCUGGGUUGCCCCUUCUGUUACUGUAUCCGUACAAGUUGUUUUGCUCCUCAGAAACGCUUUAGCCAUUGCACUGGAAUGGUGGCAAUGAGAUGCGGUGGUUACACUGGACGACUGAAAAGCCCAAAUUCUGCUCUGUUAGUUCUACCACUCACUCUCUAUGUGACUGUGGGCAAGGCAGUUGACCUCUGUGCCUUAGUUUCAUCAUCUGGUAAGUGGGGAUAGCGUUCGCACGGUCUGCCAAGCACUUUGAAGAGCUCUUGAUCUUGAAGGCGCUGUCUAUUGAAGUGUGGAAGUCUCUUCCGGACAAGACUCGGUCUAAGCUUAGGAGCCAGUGUAUAUUUAAAGUGUUAUUUUUUUGUACUUUUGAGAGCAGAAUGUAAUGUUACUUUUAAUAUAUGUAAAAGCUGGUAAUUGUUUUUGUGGGGACUUGAACAAUGAAUAGAAUCACUUCAGAGCAUAAUGAGCUAUAUAAAUGGGGCAUAUCGUGUAAAGUUUUACAGCUAUUUUUGCUGACUAGAUUGGAUGUGUACAGAUUGUUUUCAAUGAUUGACUGACUGCUAACACAAAAUAUUUGACAUCUUAAUAAAAUGCCAUGCCUGAA
Molecule: messenger RNA, 3417 nt
Organism: Egretta garzetta (little egret)
Lineage: Eukaryota; Metazoa; Chordata; Aves; Pelecaniformes; Ardeidae
Gene: ZBTB24
Product: zinc finger and BTB domain containing 24
Biological process (GO): regulation of transcription by RNA polymerase II
Cellular component (GO): nucleus
Molecular function (GO): protein binding; RNA polymerase II cis-regulatory region sequence-specific DNA binding; DNA-binding transcription factor activity, RNA polymerase II-specific
Source: RefSeq, a predicted model, not a curated record